AUGCCCCACACUUUUUGCUGCAUGUCGACCGACCAGGCCAAGAAGCAGCAUUCCUCUGCCGUGUCUGUCGGAACCUUUCUUGAGUGUAUACCGGUCGACAACCCCAGGAUCACGGUCGUAUCGAACCAGACUUUAUCGAUGACUCUGUUCCGUCACUCGAAAUGCCAGCCGCGGACGGGUACCUUCUUUGUGGAAUCUGGAGUUGAAACCGACUUCUACAAGAAAGAACCAAUCUUAUUCCUUGCGUCCGCCAUGAAUGUGACUUUCAAUGUCGUGUUAUCACUCCGCUCCCGCGACUCUGGUCUUACAAUGGCCCGCCCGGGGAUCCGAGCUUUGCUCGAACGGGGUCAGCCACUUCAAGCACGUUGGCUUGCUCGCGAGCCGCCCCUCGGUUACCGGAUUAGGAGCCCGUCAUCUUCCCAACUCGGGUUGCUGACCUUCCUACGUAGCCAAGGGGCGUUUAUGAUUCACGACGCGCAUAAGCGAGUCAGUACGGGCCCAGACUGCCUAUACACCAGAGUUUGA
This is a messenger RNA of Colletotrichum lupini, 525 nucleotides long. RefSeq lists its product as uncharacterized. The coding region runs from base 1 to 525 and encodes 174 amino acids. Lineage: Eukaryota; Fungi; Ascomycota; Sordariomycetes; Glomerellales; Glomerellaceae. The transcript has 6 exons. The record is from RefSeq and is a predicted model, not a curated record.